AUUCGGGAUUGCUGAAUGGCCCAAUGGGGAGGUUGGGGAGCCCUGGUCUCCCAGUGUGGAUUCUGCUCUGCCCUCAUGGUGGGCAUUGGGAUUGGCUGUUUGUCUACAUCUUGUCUUUUUAACUUGGCUGGGGGCUCCCUGCGGAUUUGGACUCUGGACUUCAAGGGGCCAAACCAGUGCUCCUGCCACCUCUCUGGCUGCCCCCUAGAGCCUGCCCAUCCCAGCCUGACCAAUGUCCACAGCCAGGGAGCAGCCAAUCUUCAGCACACGGGCGCACGUGUUCCAAAUUGACCCAGCCACCAAGCGAAACUGGAUCCCGGCGGGCAAGCACGCACUCACUGUCUCCUAUUUCUACGAUGCCACCCGCAAUGUGUACCGCAUCAUCAGCAUCGGAGGUGCCAAGGCCAUCAUCAACAGCACUGUCACUCCCAACAUGACCUUCACCAAAACUUCCCAGAAGUUCGGGCAGUGGGCCGACAGUCGCGCCAACACAGUCUACGGCCUGGGCUUUGCCUCUGAACAGCAUCUGACACAGUUUGCCGAGAAGUUCCAGGAAGUGAAGGAAGCAGCCAGGCUGGCCAGGGAGAAAUCUCAGGAUGGCGGGGAGCUCACCAGUCCAGCCCUGGGGCUCGCCUCCCACCAGGUGCCCCCGAGCCCUCUCGUCAGUGCCAAUGGCCCCGGCGAGGAAAAACUGUUCCGCAGCCAGAGCGCUGAUGCCCCCGGCCCCACAGAGCGCGAGCGGCUAAAGAAGAUGUUGUCUGAGGGCUCCGUGGGCGAGGUACAGUGGGAGGCCGAGUUUUUCGCACUGCAGGACAGCAACAACAAGCUGGCAGGCGCCCUGCGAGAGGCCAACGCCGCCGCAGCCCAGUGGAGGCAGCAGCUGGAGGCUCAGCGUGCAGAGGCCGAGCGGCUGCGGCAGCGGGUGGCUGAGCUGGAGGCUCAGGCAGCUUCAGAGGUGACCCCCACCAGCGAGAAGGAGGGGCUGGGCCAGGGCCAGUCGCUGGAACAGCUGGAAGCUCUGGUGCAAACCAAGGACCAGGAGAUUCAGACCCUGAAGAGUCAGACUGGGGGGCCCCGUGAGGCCCCGGAGGCUGCCGAGCGUGAGGAGACUCAGCAGAAGGUGCAGGACCUGGAGACCCGCAAUGCGGAGUUGGAGCACCAGCUGCGGGCGAUGGAGCGCAGCCUGGAGGAGGCACGGGCGGAGCGGGAGCGGGCGCGGGCUGAGGUGGGCCGGGCAGCGCAGCUGCUGGACGUCAGGCUGUUUGAGCUGAGUGAGCUGCGUGAGGGUCUGGCCCGCCUGGCUGAGGCUGCGCCCUGAGCCGGGGCUGGUUUUCUAUGAACGAUUCCGGCCUGGGAUGCGGGCCAGGCUGCAGGCGGCAUAGUUGGACCCAUUCGUCCUGGAAAGGGACUGGGGGGUCCCAACUUAGUCCUGGGUGGGCCAGGCCGGGCUGGGCUGGGGUGGGCCCCAGUCGGCUCUGGUUGUUGGCAGCUUUGGGGCUGUUUUUGAGCUUCUCAUUGUGUAGAAUUUCUAGAUCCCCCGAUUACAUUUCUAAGCGUG
Molecule: messenger RNA, 1558 nt
Organism: Pan troglodytes (chimpanzee)
Lineage: Eukaryota; Metazoa; Chordata; Mammalia; Primates; Hominidae
Gene: HOMER3
Product: homer scaffold protein 3
Exons: 10
Coding region: 233-1318 (361 amino acids)
Biological process (GO): G protein-coupled glutamate receptor signaling pathway
Molecular function (GO): G protein-coupled glutamate receptor binding
Source: RefSeq, a predicted model, not a curated record